GGUCUUUCAAGCAUCAAGAGAAAUUGUUUAAAACGCAGUCAUUACAAAAUUGUUAAUAGAUUAAUGCAUCAUUCUAUUAUGUGUCGUGGGUCGGUAAUUUUUUUAGUUCAACCUACCACGAGUAGGUCACACCUUCGUUUUUGUGGGUUGAUUCGCAGCUUUCCACUAUUAAGACUUUUACAUCGCAGCAAUAUGUAAUUUUAUGGUUUUAAGAUUCUUGAAUGAAUUUAAGCAUGCUUAGUUUCAGAUCUUGUUUUGGAGUCCGUUCUUGAUUUGGUCAGUGUAUUCAUAGUUUUCACGCACAUCGGAUUAUUCUGAACAAUUAAUUCUAUCCAGCAUCAUGGAAUUCACCUGGUCAGUCUCAUAUUUAUUACUAUCUUUACUCGUCAUAGUUGCUUCAGUGCCACAGUUAUCACAUACCCAAGGUCUCGGUGAAGUUGGGAGUUUUGUGUCUGGAAUUUCUGGAAUGAUUAACACAGCAAAGUCCAUACAAUCCAUGACUUCUUCAAAUGCAAUUCACUCAAUGACAUCGCUACUAUCAAGUUUGGUAAACAGAGUAACCGAAGCUACUGCACAACAGGAAAGAGAUAAUCGUCCACUGUAUCGGAAUAGUUAUUUUAUAAAUCCGGUCGCAGUAGUGAAAUCAAAUUCCAUGACUAGUAAAAGGCAGAUUCCGAGAAUUUGGGACAUGGCAUCGGACUCAUAUCUUGUGGAAUUCAUGCUUUUCAAUCGGGAAAGUGUGGAGGAACCGGAUUUUUUACUCGUCGCAAAUGCAACCAACUCUACAAGGUUUAGCAAAACCAGGCAAACCAAGUUAAUCAUUCAUGAUUACAAUCAAACAUAUAGUGACAAUUUACUCCUCCGAUUAAAAGAUGCUUAUCUCCAUCAUGGGGACUUGAACGUUAUACUCGUGGACUGGGUACAGGCUCGUCGAUAUUCGUACACCGUGGCAGCCAGGGUCACCGAAUAUGUUGGCGUGAUGUGUGCCAGGUUGGUACGAGAGUUGGACGCUGACCUCUCACUCCUCCAUGUCGUCGGCUUCGGUCUGGGGGCACAUGCAGCAGGCAUUAUGGGUUCCGAAUUGAAUGGAAAAAUUAGCAGAAUUACAGGCUUAGACCCAUCCCUCCCACUUUUUCGAAUGGUUACCGACAACCAAAAACUUGAUUCUGAAGAUGCAAGUUUUGUCGAUGUGUUUCACAGUGAUGGCGGUGAUACUUUUUGGCACGCAAAUCAUCUCGGGAUGGGGAACAUAAUGGGACAUGUUGACGUUUAUGUAAAUCAGGGCAUAUUUCAGCCAGGUUGUCCUGCACCAAAUCUGCCUUCGUACGAAGAUAUGUACUGCAGCCAUAUUAGAUCAUUACAGUUGUUUGUGGAGUCUGUUGAAAACAAAGAGAGUACAAUCGGUUGCAGUUGUGAUUCUUGGAUAGCUUUCCGAGGAAUGAAAUGCGACUGUACGGAUAAAAUGAUAUACGUUGGAAAUUCUUGUCCGAAAAAAGCAAAAGGAAAGUUUUACAUGGUCACAAGAUCCACAUAUCCAUACGGCUUAGGAAGACGUGGUGCCUUUCCUGCUGGUCCAAAAUUAAGUAAAACCAUGUAAAAUAAAAGACAAUUCUAUACUUUAAGCUUAAGUUGUGUGAUACUACUGUGACUAGAAAGAUUGAGUGAAAGGUGCGUAUGCAUGUAUGUAAAUUCGCUCAUGAAAUAAAUAAAUCAUGCACAUGAGGUACAAU
Messenger RNA from Folsomia candida, 1730 nucleotides. RefSeq names its product pancreatic triacylglycerol lipase. The record is from RefSeq and is a predicted model, not a curated record. The transcript is spliced from 7 exons. Lineage: Eukaryota; Metazoa; Arthropoda; Collembola; Entomobryomorpha; Isotomidae. The coding region runs from base 341 to 1597 and encodes 418 amino acids. Gene Ontology annotation, molecular function: lipase activity.